Nylanderia fulva is the source of this 549-nucleotide messenger RNA. The record is from RefSeq and is a predicted model, not a curated record. Lineage: Eukaryota; Metazoa; Arthropoda; Insecta; Hymenoptera; Formicidae.
AUGGGUAGAAGAGCAUGGGGAUAUGAGAGAAGGUUAGAGGAGGACGACAUCUUCGAAUUAGUGUCGAGGUUAGGCGGAUGCAGAAACGAGCAGAUCAAAGUUGGUGCUAUUAGGAGGCUGCCCAAUGGAAACAACAUGGUGUGGGUGCAAUGCCCAGUGGACGCGGCAAUCCUGGUAGCCGAGAAGAAGAGACUGAGGAUCAGGUGGACUACAGCUCGGGUGGAAAUGUUACAAAAACGGCCCACCCAAUGCUACAAGUGUUGGCGGAAAGGGCACAUACGCAAUAAUUGUCCAUUUAAGGAAGAUUAUAGCAAGGUGUGCUUUAGAUGUGGCGGCAACGACCACCCUGUAAAAAUAUGCACAGCCGACAUCAAAUGCAGAGUGUGCGCAGACAAAAACCUAAGCGCCAAUCAUCGAGUUGGAUCCAACAAAUGCAGCCUGGACCAAGACGAAAGGAGAGAGAGUAUACGAAAGGAAACCCAGCAAGAGCCGGAUCGGAGAGUAGCGGCUCCACCUGUGUCGCAGGAUGAUUACAGCACUACAAUGUAA